Molecule: messenger RNA, 1558 nt
Organism: Geodia barretti
Lineage: Eukaryota; Metazoa; Porifera; Demospongiae; Tetractinellida; Geodiidae
Source: the annotation of a GenBank genome assembly
GUUUCCGUCAACUCUCCGUAAUCUAUGCUUGGUGGCGGGUGGCGGGUCAGCUGCAAAAGUCAAGACGAGGCGUGCAGCAGCCAUGGAAGACGAUUUCGAAGUCACACAUGAGGAGUUGGAAAAGUUCCGUAAUGCAAUGAAGAAGAAGGAGUUUCGGGAUCUGUUGGUUGACUACGCGAAAGAGAUACAGGACCCGGAGAACAAGAAGAUAUAUGAAGAACAAAUGACUGAAAUGGAGAAGACGAGAGGAGAAGAUGUCAAAUUCCUCAACCCCAAACCCGGGUUUGUCAUAAAGAUCUACCUAGAGCCAGGCCGCCGUAAGAUGUUUGUCAACAUCGCCACUAGCGACUGUCGUCCCCGAGGCAACCAGUGACCCCGCCCACAAGGUGGUGGGCUCUAAAAAGAAGACGGGAUCUGACUGGCAUGUUCCAUACACCCUCGCAUCGCCCAGAGAUGACCUGGACAAGUCUGGCAAGAGGUGUAAAGUGUACGACUGUGUAUUUCACCCAAAGACCUACAAGAGAGGACAGAAGUACCCGAGGUUCAAGCAGUUGCUGGUGGACACAGCAGUUGAUGCAGUGGAGAAGAUGGAGGGUGCAAGGCCGUGUCUGAGAAGGUCAAAGUUCUGAAUCUCUCGUACAAGGGAAUGGUGCAGCCUGCCGUGGUGAGGCAGAGAGGGAGAGGAGACAAGGGGGAAGGGAGGAGAGAGGGAGAAACAGAUCCGCCAUUUGGAGUCCUCUACCCUCCCCUACCAACAGAGUCCAGCUCAAAGGAACAGUCGAAACCAGAACUGACCUCUCCUCCCUCCACCUCCGCUCCUGAACCGGUCUACACUGUCAAGUACAGAGGAGAGGUUGCCAUGGAAGAUUUCACAAACGACAGGGUUUCCCCCGUCGUCAAGAGACCUAAAGAGAUCGUGGUUACCGUCCAACUACCUGGACUGACCUCAGUAGGGAGUGUGGAGUUGGACGUUACCGAGAAACAGUUGCUACUCGACAACAAACACCCUCCAUACCAUCUCGACCUGGCUCUUUCCUAUCCAGUCGAUGGGAACAGUGGAAAGGCAGAAUUUGACAAGAGAAAAUGUCUGAUUGUCACACUUCCCGUCCUCCCCUCCCCACCUCCACACACCAUCACCAAGUCACAUGACCUACCGAAUCAUGAAUCGUCCAAUCAGGUUGCAGAACUAGGGUCACGUGAUACCGAGACUCAAGAAUCAACCAAUGAGGUUGCAGAACCAGAGUCACAUGAUUUAGAGAGUCAGGUGACUGACAACGAGAGCCAUACAUCAGCCAAUGAGGUUGCAGAACUGGAGUCACGUGACCUAGAGAGUGGAGAACUGACCAAUCAGAUUGCAGUGUCGGAACACCUGACUCAACCUGAAACUGUGACGACAUCAUCUGCUGAUUCGACCAAUCAUAGCGUGGAACCAAGUCAUGUGACCUGGACAUCGAAGGGAAAGUGGGUUGCCCCUUCGUUUACCUAUCGUCAGGACGACGAGAGAGUUGCCUUUGUUCUCCAUUCACCUGGUACCAAACCAUCCACCUUGGUCCAUCAC